This is a messenger RNA of Calypte anna (Anna's hummingbird), 6058 nucleotides long. RefSeq names its product inositol polyphosphate-4-phosphatase type I A (gene INPP4A). Gene Ontology annotation, molecular function: phosphatidylinositol-3,4-bisphosphate 4-phosphatase activity. The coding region runs from base 419 to 3238 and encodes 939 amino acids. The record is from RefSeq and is a predicted model, not a curated record. Gene Ontology annotation, cellular component: cytoplasm. NCBI's taxonomy places the organism in Eukaryota, Metazoa, Chordata, Aves, Apodiformes, Trochilidae. The transcript has 27 exons.
GAGUCACUGCUGUGAGUCACAGCGACAGCGUUCACGUUAGCCAGGGUUCAGAUGGAGCAGCUCUGGCAACAGAGGAAGCAGGUUAUAUUAUUGAUUACCUGCUGCAGCAGACAGUUGCACCAAGAUACUUUUUUUAUGAGCUCUGAUGAAACAGAGGAGGCUCUGCUGAACACCGUUUCCGUUUUCUUAAGGCUUCAUUAAAAAAAGAACGGGAUACAGAUGCCAAAUUUCAGCUGUAAAAGAUGGACUAAGAUGUGGACUUAACUGAUGUUAUGAUAUGUGAAGUCCUUCUGCACAGGAGAAAAAGAGCCCUCUUGUGGUAAUGUUUGGGGAAUAACAAUUGGAGGCACCCUGCUGCUCUGUAAGACAAACAUCAGUAAAGCCAAGCAGCAAGAAAAGAGGGGCUCUUCAUGACAAAAUGACAGCGAGAGAACACAGCCCCCGCCAUGGUGCAAAAUCCCGCACCGUGCAGCGGGCCUCCACCAUUGAUGUCACCUCUGACAUGGUUGGCCUUUCACUAGCAGGAAACAUUCAGGAUCCAGAUGAGCCAAUUCUAGAGUUCAGUUUGGCUUGCAGUGAGCUGCUGACUCCGUCGCUAGAUCGAAAACCAAAUAGUUUUGUAGCAGUGAGUGUAACUACACCUCCUCAGGCCUUCUGGACAAAGCAUGCACAGACAGAAAUUAUUGAGGGAACAAGUAAUCCUAUCUUUCUAAGCAGCAUUGCCUUUUUCCAAGACUCUCUUAUCAAUCAAAUGACACAAAUCAGACUCUCUGUGUAUGAUGUCAAAGACAGAUCUCAGGGAACAAUGUAUUUGUUGGGUUCUGGGACGUUUACUGUAAAAGAUCUUCUUCAGGAGAAGAACCACAGGUUGCACUUAACACUAAGGUCGGCUGAAAGUGACCGUGUAGGUAACAUUACAGUUAUUGGAUGGCAAAUGGAAGAAAAAACUGACCAAAGGCCUCCAGUGACAAGGUCACCUGAUACAAUUAAUGGAAGGACUGUGUUGCCAGUUGAUGAAAGUUUAACAGAAUCUUUAGGAAUCAGAUCCAAAUAUGCUUCAUUACGGAAAGAUGCACUACUGAAAUCUGUGUUUGGUGGCGCCAUUUGCCGAAUGUAUCGCUUCCCAACCACUGAUGGAAACCACUUGAGAAUCUUGGAGCAGAUGGCUGAGAGUGUCCUUUCACUGCACAUCCCUAGGCAAUUUGUGAAGCUUCUUCUAGAAGAAGAUGCAGCAAGAGUUUGUGAAUUAGAAGAAUUGGGAGAACUGUCUCCUUGUUGGGAAAGCCUUCGUCGACAAAUAGUUACUCAGUACCAAACAAUUAUUUUAACUUAUCAGGAAAAUCUAACUGACCUGCACCAGUAUAAAGGUCCUUCAUUUAAAGCCAGUAGCUUGAAAGCCGAUAAAAAAUUGGAAUUUGUUCCUACAAAUUUACAUAUACAGAGAAUGCGAGUCCAGGAUGAUGGAGGAUCAGAUCAGAACUAUGACAUAGUCACCAUAGGAGCACCAGCAGCUCAUUGUCAAGGCUUUAAAUCAGGUGGCUUGCGGAAAAAGCUGCAUAAAUUUGAAGAGGCAAAGAAACACAGUUAUGAGGAGUGUUGCACCUCACCAAGUUCCCAGUCUAUAAUAUACAUCCCACAGGACAUUGUUAGAGCAAAGGAAAUUAUUGCCCAAAUCAACACCCUGAAAACUCAAGUCAGUUACUAUGCAGAAAGGCUCUCAAGAGCUGCCAAGGAUAGAUCAGCUAAUGGCCUUGAAAGAACACUUGCAAUCCUAGCAGACAAGACUCGGCAACUUGUCACAGUCUGUGACUGCAAGCUGUUGGCAAAUUCAAUCCAUGGACUGAAUGCUGCAAGGCCAGACUAUAUAGCUUCUAAAGCCUCUCCAACCUCUGGAGAAGGGGAGCAAGUGAUGCUGAGGAAUGAUCAAGAUACACUUGUGGCCAGGUGGACAGGAAGAAAUAGCCGAUCUUCUCUGCAGGUGGACUGGCAUGAAGAGGAAUGGGAGAAAGUUUGGUUGAAUGUUGACAAAAGUCUGGAGUGUAUUAUACAGAGAGUGGACAAACUUCUUCAGAAGGAGCGUUUGCAAAGUGACAGCUGUGAAGAUGUUUUCCAGUGCGACAUCAGCUGUACCAGUAAGAAAGAUUCCAGCCCCACUCCGGAAGAAUCUGGCCCAGGCGAAUGGAGUGAAGCUCUUUAUCCCUUGCUGACAACACUCACAGACUGUGUAGCCAUGAUGAGUGACAAGGCAAAGAAAGCCAUGGUCUUUUUAUUAAUGCAGGACAGUGCCCCAACAAUAGGGCUCUGUCUUAGCCUUCAGUAUCGCAGGGAUGUUGUCUUCUGCCAAACUCUGACAGCUCUCAUUUGUGGUUUCAUUAUCAAGCUGAGGAACUGCCUGCAUGAUGAUGGAUUUCUAAGACAACUCUACACAAUUGGCUUGCUGGCACAGUUUGAGAGCCUGCUGAGCACUUAUGGUGAGGAGUUGGCAAUGCUGGAGGACAUGAGUUUGGGAAUCAUGGACUUGAGGAAUGUAACCUUUAAAGUAACUCAGGCCACAUCAAAUACAUCUACUGACAUGCUGCCAGUCAUCACUGGAAAUAGGGAUGGAUUUAAUGUGAGGAUCCCUUUGCCAAGCGCCUUGUUUGAUUUGUUGCCGCGAGAGAUUCAAAGUGGCAUGUUACUGAGGGUUCAGCCUGUCCUUUUCAACGUGGGAAUCAACGAGCAGCAAACUCUAGCAGAGAAGUUUGGAGACACUUCACUGCAAGAAAUAAUUAACAUGGAAAGUUUAGUGCGGUUGAAUUCAUAUUUUGAACAGUUCAAGGAAGUUUUACCUGAUGAUUGUCUACCUCGAUCUCGUAGUCAGACGUGCCUGCCUGAACUGUUAAGAUUUCUGGGACAAAAUGUACAUGCAAGGAAAAACAAGAAUGUUGAUAUCCUUUGGCAAGCUGCUGAGAUAUGCCGCAGACUAAAUGGCGUUCGAUUUACAAGCUGUAAAAGUGCCAAGGAUAGGACUGCCAUGUCGGUCACCCUAGAGCAGUGUUUGAUCCUACAGCAUGAACAUGGAAUGGCUCCACAGGUCUUCACCCAGGCUCUGGAGUGUAUGAGGAGCGAGGGUUGUCGGCGAGAAAAUACAAUGAAGAAUGUUGGAUGUCGCAAGUAUGCAUUUAAUUCCCUGCAACUGAAGGCAUUCCCAAAGUAUUACAGGCCUCCAGAAGGAACUUAUGGAAAAGUUGAAACAUAAGCAUACCAUGUCCUUUAAUUGCUGUUCCAUUAAAAAGAUGUGGAUUCACUCUAGAUUAAUACAUGACUUUGUCAUCCAGAAGAGAUAAAUGACCUUUUCGUACGCUUCACUAGGUUAUACAGAGCAUGUUACCUACAGAAUUGGAAUCUAUAGUACCAAUUAUUCUGACACCUUAGCUUGAGAAUAGUGUGAUGACUCUCUGCCCAUUUAAAUAGCCUUCAGUGUAUGUAAGAUGAUCAGAUAUUAUGCUACUUGAAAAUUACCUAUAUACGAAUAUCUAGGUACCUCCUGGGGGGACAAGGACUCUAGGAAUGGCAUUUAGGCAGCUGUUUCACAUUACAUUUUUUUGUACUGAGUUGACAUGAGAUUGAGCUUUUCAUAAACUUUUAAAAACAGAGAGUAAAACUCAAAAGUUGUAAAUAAAAAGGGACUGGAUCCUACACAGUCUAGUAAACGUAAGAAUGACUUGUUACAAUCAAGAAACAGAAGUUUAACUUUUAAAAAAAUCAGCACAAUAAAAGCCAGGAGUAGAAAUUGUUUUACUGUAUAUAGGAUACCAUCUUAAUUUAUGAAAUUAACAAGACAUAGAAGGCCAGUCAAAUGAGGUCUAGUUCCCAGUUCUGUACAAAUAAGACAAAUUCCUGCCAUCCUUGGUAGAUAAGGAUUUGGACGCACGUCUUAUUUUUUAAACAGUGUUUCAGAUGAUGCUUAACCAUUGAUGCCCUGUGCUUCCCCACAACAAGGCAAAUGCAAGUUGCUAGUGCUGCACAUGACGUGUUCAGUAUGUUCCAUGAUAUUGUAUAUUAAUGACACAAUUUUACUCAUGGCUUUUUAUAUCACUUCUGGAUUUUAAGCAUUAGUAUCUGGAGAGGUUACAUUAUUUUUUUAUUAGCGUUUGAUUUUUUUCCAUAUCAAUUUUGUAUAUCAAUACAAAAAUAUUCCAAGUGCCCAAUGCAUCCCUGUUACUCUGUAACAUACUCUGCUUGCCUUUGCAUUUUACCCAGGUAGAUUUUCAGAAUCCUAGGGGAAAAGUCUCCCCUUUUCAGAGUAUUUCUGCAGUAGGUAGCAAUGCCCCAUAUUGAUAUAAAGCAACUGCUCAUGUGCUGGGGCUGUUGCACAAGAACCUCAGAUGUGUUCUAGCUUAUGACUAAGGUGAUCAGUUUGAUGGCAUUUGAUACAAAAUGUUCAACAGAUCUCCUUGGAAAUAAUUUUUUUUUAAAUGCCUUUAAGAUACCUUUUUGAAAAGCGGCUAAACAUUAAUUUCCAAAUUUGAACAGGAUUAAGUAAUCUCUAUCUGGCUUCAUUCAGCCAGAAUGUGCCCUUUCCUUCUGAUUUUCUAAGGAUAGAAACUGUAGAAUAGAAAAAUCUGCCUAUUUAUUCUUGUGGGAGUAACAACAGCCAGGUAAGUAUAUGGCUGUUUUCUGAUUUCUUUCUCCCUCUCACUGAUGUUUGUCUGUGCUGUCACUGCUCUAUCAAUCAGCCGUGUUCAUCCUGCUCCCAUGUAGGUCUGGGGGUUCCAGGUCUAGCAGUUUUUGCAUUUUGCUUUUUGCAAUUAAACACCGAGCAGCAUGUCACAAAGCCAGGUCAGAAAGUUCUGCUGAACUAGGUUGUUACCAUUCUUUCAGUCUCCCUAAGGUAACAAAACACUGAAUUCUGUGCAAAAUCAGUGUAUUGUGAUGCCUACCCCAAGUCUGGACACAUCAUCUACAUAGAACAGUCCCUUGGAAGCUUCAUCUUCUCCAAUUAAUAUUUAUUUUAUUUUAUUGUUAAUAUGUAAACAAAUGUAUGGUAGCUCUUUAAACAUGUUACUCCAUCAGUUCUGCUCAACCUUCAGUCCCUGGCUCAUAUUUAAAUGCUACAUUUAUUUUUGUAUAAAGUAUACUCUUUAUAUCCCUUAGUUUUUAUGAGUUGAUUAUUUUAUUUUGUAUAUUUCAAACAUAGUUAAUUAUAUUUUAAGUCCUGUAUUGUUAUACUAAAAAAUAUUCCAAUGUUCAGCUUCAGAAGAAAACAAGAAGAGGUCUGUUGUAACAAUUAGCAGAGCCACUCUCUUAGAUUGUGGCCAACAAUCUUUAGAUCUAUUCUAGAGCUUAGCAAUCCUUUAUUUAUUUUAUAUACCAACAUAACCAGAAAAAAAAAUUGCCAGAUUUUGUAUGUGCAUGGUUUUUGCUCACCUUUUCAAAGUGGUGGAAUGCUGGUCUCAAGUUCUGCAUUACUUUGUUUAAAAUAUACUCUGAUUUCAGUAUGCUCACACGUAAAACAUCAUUGCUAGAUACACCCUUGUCAUACAUGCACCUCGAUGGGCUUCUUGAAAGGGCGUCAAUGAGCAGUGAGGUCUGGAGGAGUUCAUCAACAGGAGAAAAACUGGGAAACUUGAAAUCCACAUAGGACGCUUCAGAAGGGUGGAAUAAGCAUUUCUGUUGCACAGGAGAGGCCAAUUUAAGGGUUACUGUAAAAUGAAAUGAUGUCUGAUGUUCUUUUUUGAGUACAUUUUUUAAAUUAUAAAAACAUACAAAGGUAAAAAAAGAAAACUGUUGCCAAGUAUGUUCUGUGUAUGUUCUGUGAAAGUACCUACAGCACAGUUGCCUUUUGUUUCAUUUAUACAUGUAAAAUUACUGUAUAAUACAACACUGUUUUGUCCCAACACAACUGUAUUUACCGAGCUUUGUGCAUUGAAAUAUUUUUAUUUAUUUGGUUUUGGGCAGUAUUAAUAUAUCAUAAACAUAUGGCUACUGUUUUAUAUAUUCUAGUUCAUCCAAUCCAUGUAUGCUGUAAAUGUGCUAGACUUUAGGGUGAAAACCAAUAAAGAACUGACAACAAUAA